Molecule: messenger RNA, 1093 nt
Organism: Hevea brasiliensis (rubber tree)
Lineage: Eukaryota; Viridiplantae; Streptophyta; Magnoliopsida; Malpighiales; Euphorbiaceae
Product: 60S ribosomal protein L7-2
Exons: 7
Coding region: 142-879 (245 amino acids)
Biological process (GO): maturation of LSU-rRNA from tricistronic rRNA transcript (SSU-rRNA, 5.8S rRNA, LSU-rRNA)
Cellular component (GO): cytosolic large ribosomal subunit
Molecular function (GO): RNA binding; structural constituent of ribosome
Source: RefSeq, a predicted model, not a curated record
AGCUGAUUUAUUCGGAUCAAUGCAGGAGCUGACCAUAUCCUACCCGAUCCAAAUAAUAACAACCCUACUAGUGUUUAUUAGCCUUUUCUCUUUUUACUCCUGCUUCUUCUUUCGCCGGUGUUCAGUUCUCUGCUUGGAGAAAUGGCUGAAGAAACAAAGGCAGAGGCUAUUAUCCCUGAAUCUGUGUUGAAGAAAAGGAAGAGAAGUGAGGAGUGGGCUUUGUUAAAGAACCAAGAACUGAAGGCAAAGAAGGAAAAAAAUGCUGAAAAUAGAAAGAUAAUCUUCAAGAGGGCUGAGAAAUAUGGCAAAGAAUAUAGAGAACAGGAAAGAGAGUUGAUAAGAUUGAAAAGAGAGGCCAAAUUGAAAGGAGGAUUUUAUGUUGAACCAGAAGCCAAACUACUAUUCAUCAUUCGCAUCCGUGGUAUCAAUGCAAUGGAUCCAAAGACAAGAAAAAUUUUGCAACUUCUGCGUCUAAGACAGAUAUUUAACGGUGUGUUCCUCAAAGUGAACAAAGCAACCAUGAACAUGCUGCACAAGGUUGAACCAUAUGUGACUUAUGGAUAUCCAAAUCUUAAAAGUGUGCGUGAGCUGAUUUAUAAGAGGUGUUAUGGAAAGCUGAACAAGCAGAGGAUUGGUCUCACUGAUAAUUCCAUCAUUGAACAGGCUUUGGGAAAUUUUGGAAUUAUUUGCAUGGAAGAUUUGAUUCAUGAGAUCAUGACUGUGGGGCCUCAUUUCAAGGAGGCAAAUAACUUUCUGUGGCCAUUUAAACUGAGUGCACCAUCUGGAGGUUUGAAGAAGAAAAGAAACCAUUAUGUGGAGGGUGGUGAUGCCGGAAACCGUGAGGAUUACAUCAAUGAGCUCAUUAGGAGGAUGAAUUAGAUCCUAUUAUCUUUGCUUUAGUCAUCUUGGUUUCUGGUCUUGAGAAGAGACUUGAGAGUUUUGCAGGCACCGUUAAGUGUUGAGACUUGAGAGAGUACUUCCCAACUAAAACAUUAUAUUCUUUACCUUGUUCGAGUUGCUCCAAAAAUUCUGAUGAUGUACUAUUUAAUUACUUUCCAAUUUGCAUUGGAUAUUAGUUGAUCUACUUGCGUUA